Molecule: messenger RNA, 867 nt
Organism: Catharus ustulatus (Swainson's thrush)
Lineage: Eukaryota; Metazoa; Chordata; Aves; Passeriformes; Turdidae
Gene: FTSJ1
Product: FtsJ RNA 2'-O-methyltransferase 1
Biological process (GO): cytoplasmic translation; tRNA methylation
Cellular component (GO): cytoplasm
Molecular function (GO): tRNA methyltransferase activity
Source: RefSeq, a predicted model, not a curated record
AUGGGCCGCUCGUCCAAGGACAAACGCGACAUUUACUACAGGCUGGCCAGGGGCGGCUGGAGAGCGCGCAGCGCCUUCAAACUGCUGCAGCUGGAGCAGCGAUUCCAGCUCUUCCAGGGGGUGCGCCGUGCCGUCGAUCUCUGCGCUGCCCCCGGGAGCUGGAGCCAAGUGCUGAGCCGGCACCUCAGGGCCCCCCCCGGCCCCCCCGCCCCGAUCGUGGCCGUGGAUCUGCAGGCGAUGGCCCCGCUGCCAGGGGUGCUGCAGAUCCAGGGGGACAUCACCAAGGCCUCCACGGCCCAGCAGAUCCAGCGCCACUUUGAGGGGCACCCUGCUGACCUGGUGGUGUGUGAUGGAGCCCCUGACGUGACCGGCCUGCACGACCUGGACGAGUACAUCCAGGCCCAGCUGCUGCUGGCUGCUCUCAACAUCACCACGCACGUGCUGAGGAAAGGCGGCACCUUCGUGGCUAAGGUGAAUUUUCAGAGCAAGGACGUGACCCUGCUCUACUCCCAGCUGCGCCUCUUCUUCCCCGACGUCACCUGCGCCAAACCCCGCAGCAGCCGCAACUCCAGCAUCGAGGCUUUCGUGGUGUGCCGUGGGUAGCCCCCCGAGGGGUUCGUGCCCUGCGCGGAGAACGCGCUGCUGGAGCCGGGUGCUGGCCUGGCCCUGUCCCCCCUCCCGGGCCCCUCCCGGGCCAUCGCUCCCUUCGUGGCCUGCGGGGACCUGAGCGGGUUCGACCCCGACCGCACCUACCCCCUGCAGCUGGACCCAGCCCAGCCCUACAGCUACGUGCCCCCCCCCGCCCCUCCCAUCGCCCCCCCCUACGCCAGAGCCUGCAGCCUGCGGCGGGGGAGGGGCAGAGGGGGG